Molecule: messenger RNA, 940 nt
Organism: Gracilinanus agilis (Agile Gracile Mouse Opossum)
Lineage: Eukaryota; Metazoa; Chordata; Mammalia; Didelphimorphia; Didelphidae
Gene: SDCBP2
Product: syndecan binding protein 2
Exons: 9
Coding region: 44-919 (291 amino acids)
Cellular component (GO): cytoplasm; plasma membrane
Molecular function (GO): protein binding
Source: RefSeq, a predicted model, not a curated record
CAGCUCCAGCCCCAACCCUUCAGGUAGCUCUUUGGACACCACCAUGUCUGUCCUGUAUCCAUCACUAGAAGACCUGAAGGUGGAUAAAUUCUAUCAGGCUCAGGCUUCUGUGAUUCCCAAGAUGCUGGCACUCCCAGCCCAGGAAACUUCAUCCUCACAGCCCGUUUUGUACCCAAAUUUGGAUGAAUUAGGAAGUUACAUGGGUCUCUCUCUCUCAAGUCAAGAAGUCCAAGAGAAUCUGUCUCUGACUCCAGGAAGCGACAGUCAAGGGGCAGCUCCCACUCUACAAGGUCAGAUGGUGGCCCCAGUGACUGGAAAUAACUCGGGCGUGCGAAGAGCUGAGAUCAAGCCAGGUGUGCGGGAGAUCCACCUGUGCAAGGAUGAGAGGGGGAAGACGGGGCUUCGGCUGAAGGACAUCGACAAGGGCCUUUUUGUCCAGUUGGUCCAGGCCAACACUCCAGCCUCCCUUGUGGGCCUACGCUUUGGGGACCAGAUCCUACAAAUUAAUGGGAGAGACUGUGUUGGUUGGAGCACAGACAAGGCCCGCAAAGUGUUGAAGAAGGCUUCAGCUGAGAAGAUUGUCAUGAUUGUGAGGGACAGGCCUUUCCAGAGAACUGUCACCCUGCACAAGGACAGCAAUGGCUCUGUGGGCUUUGUGAUGAAGAAGGGGAAAGUGAUUUCCAUUGUCAAAGGCAGUUCUGCAGCCCAAAACGGGCUCCUCACCAACCACUAUAUCUGUGAGGUGAAUGGGCAGAAUGUCAUUGGGCUCAAGGAUAAAGAGACUACAGAGAUCCUGGCCACAGCUGGAAAUGUGGUCACCCUCACCAUCAUCCCCACGGUGAUUUAUGAGCACAUGAUUAAAAAGCUCUCUGCUACCCUGUUGCAUACUUCCAUGGAUCAUUCUGUUCCUGAUCUCUGAAGCCAAGGGCCUGGGGAGCCA